UUAGAUAAGACCGGUGUUUGUAAACUCUGCACACCCCUCGCAGUUGGUACUUUCCGUGUGACGUAGUAAGCAUUCAGCAGGCAGCUCCGCUCUCGGCUCAGCACUCAGAGAAGCUCCGUUGUUGUGGGUGAGAAGAAAGGCCCGACCAUCCGAGGGACACCCGGCGAAGCCAAGCAACCCUCAACCCCCAGCUUUUGUGGGACGUUUUUACCACUUACACUCCCGUCUUUAUUUAGCGAAAAUGGCCUGUGGAGCUACGUUAAAGCGGCCGAUGGAGUUCGAGGCCCUGUUAAGUCCUCAGUCUCCAAAGCGGAGAAGGUGCAAUCCUCUACCGGGGGCUCCCGGCACUCCGUCUCCGCAAAGAUGCAACCUGCGUCCCCCCAUCGACAGCCCCGCGCACCAGAUGUCUCCUCAAGCCAUGGCAGGAGAACAUAGACUCACCCCAGAGCAAAUCUUCCAAAACAUCCGCCAGGAGUACAGUCGGAUCCAGAGGCGGCGGCAGUUGGAAGGGGCGUUUAACCAGACGGAGGCCUGCAGCUCCAGUGACGUUCCCAGCCCCAGCUCCUCCCUCACCGCUCCCGUAUCCCCUCCAGGCGCAUCCAGGAAGGACCAGCCCUCGUUUACACUGAAGCAGGUGAGCUACCUGUGCGAGCGCUUGCUUAAAGACCACGAGGAGAAGAUCCGGGAGGAGUAUGAACAGAUCCUUAACACAAAACUCGCAGAACAAUAUGAAUCAUUUGUGAAAUUCACGCAAGACCAGAUAAUGCGAAGAUACGGCGCCCGGCCUGCGAGUUACGUGUCUUGAGCUCAUCCCUGAGAUCCCAGCUUCCUCUCUCAAGAUGGCCACUCUUCUUACUGCCCUCUUGAUUUUUCAUUUUAUCCUUCAAAUCCUCCUCUUCUCAAAAUGCAUAUUCGGGGUGCCAUGGUUUGUUAGAUUUAUAUCCAAAAUGUACAUUUUUAAUUCUUAUUCUGCUGGCCAAAAGUUACACAACAAGAUGAACAGCGAUGUUCCUCAGCCCGACCUUCUAUUUUUUAUUAGUAUUAUUUUUCAAUAAAACCUGGCAAACGUUCUCUUGACUGAAGCAAGUCUGCGUCCGACCCGCGUCCGGAGCUGUAGAAAAAAGAAGCGCAUUAUCUCGUGAUGAUUCUGUAGAACCUUUCAGUAGCCGCACCUGAAGGCUCCUGCUUCCCUCUCCAUCACAAUGUUCACCUGAGAAUGUGGAUUUUUCUCCCUUUUGAAGAAAAAUAAAGUUCUGUGAU
Synchiropus splendidus (mandarinfish) is the source of this 1260-nucleotide messenger RNA. RefSeq names its product akirin 1 (gene akirin1). The coding region runs from base 242 to 805 and encodes 187 amino acids. Gene Ontology annotation, molecular function: transcription coregulator activity. Gene Ontology annotation, cellular component: chromatin; nucleus. Lineage: Eukaryota; Metazoa; Chordata; Actinopteri; Syngnathiformes; Callionymidae. The transcript has 5 exons. Gene Ontology annotation, biological process: positive regulation of myoblast differentiation; positive regulation of transcription by RNA polymerase II; negative regulation of skeletal muscle satellite cell proliferation. The record is from RefSeq and is a predicted model, not a curated record.